Fonsecaea nubica is the source of this 2112-nucleotide messenger RNA. RefSeq lists its product as hypothetical. The coding region runs from base 1 to 2112 and encodes 703 amino acids. The record is from RefSeq and is a predicted model, not a curated record. Lineage: Eukaryota; Fungi; Ascomycota; Eurotiomycetes; Chaetothyriales; Herpotrichiellaceae. The transcript has a single exon.
AUGAACGGCACCUAUCGACGCUGGGUCCGUUAUUGCGAGGCCCAUCCCCAAACCCCAACUAUCUAUGGGACUCCUCCAGGAGCGCAAGAUCUUUGCCGUCGAUGCCUCGGACUGCGCAGAGGCAUCAGCGAUAGCCUUGCUCGCCUCAAGAAGAUCGAGAACGAUUACAAGUCUGAAGGUUCCAAUUGGGAGGUCGCUGUCCUGGGUACGCCAGCGACAUGGGAUCCGAAUCACUGUGCUCUUUGCCACCUCUUCAUGACUAUACACAACAACAAACUUGCCGAGCACGAUGCAAACACGCCUUAUACACUUCGCGCAUUCAGGACAUAUCAAGCGACAGGGCUGGCAGUCCUCCCGACGCCUUCACUCGACACGUUGGGAGAGGACUGCGCGUCGUCAGGCUUUAUAUCCCGAGCUGUGACGAAAGCUGACAGUUCGGUGGGACAUCAUUCUGUCGGCCUGGUUGGGGAGUACGUCGACUUUCCCUCCGUCAAGAGCUGGAUCGAGAGUGGCGGCAUGACUGACAUUCGAGAAUGGGACGGGCUGUCACUCAAGGACAAUCCCCACUUCAAGCUCAUUGACUGUUCGACGCGCCGCAUCGUCAAGCCGCCCGAGGGAUGCCCCUACGCCACGCUGAGCUAUGUCUGGGGACGAUCCGACGAGUCUGUCCCGGACGGCGACCGGCUGCCGAAGCAGCUCCCACGCGUGAUCGAGGAUGCUCUCACGGUCGCGAAAAAGGUCGGCAUCCCUUACCUGUGGGUGGACCGGUACUGCAUCUCACAGACAAACCUGGUGGAGAAGGCGGCGCAGAUCAAGAAAAUGGACCCCAUCUACAGCAGCGCGUCCUUUACGAUUUUUGCCGCGGCAGGCAACGGCGCAGACCACGGCCUCCCGGGGGUCUCGAGGAAGAGGAACCCCAGCCGGCAACCUUGUGCAAAGGUCGGCAAGCACCUGCUCACCUGGACCAUGCCGGACGGCCCGGCCCUGGUGCUGAAGUCGAGAUGGAACACCCGGGCGUGGACGUACCAGGAGAUGGUCUUCUCCGGGUCGCGGCUGAUCUUCACCGAUCUCCAGGUCUACAUGGAGCAGCGGUGGAACGUGUUCCGCGCCGAAGCCUGGGGAGAGUACCCCUUCAGCAACAUCGGGCGCAUCGACACGCACAGCUCGCUGACAAGUCCCUUCAGCGAGAUCUACAAGCUCAACGACUACUCGCGGCGCCAGCUGUCCUUCUCCUCGGACGCGAUCCAAGCCAUGCAGGGCCUCUUCAACGCCAUGUCCCACGCCAAGGUGCUGUACCAGUACAUGGGCGUUUUGCUCCCGGCGGUCAUCGCGCAAGAGGAUGCCCCUUCCGACGACGGCGCCCUGCAGUACGGCUUUCUCUGGUUCCACGUCGCAACGUCCACGCGACGACCGGGUUUCCCCAGCUGGUCCUGGGCCGGCUGGUCCGGCGAGGUGGCCUACCUGGAGCUCAGGGGCGUGCAGCAUUGGUACCACCCAACCUUUCAGGCGGAGAGCAUGGAUGCCUCCGUCGAGCUCGCCAACGGCACCCUCGUCCCCUGGAAGGAAUUCCGACGUCUGAUCGUGGCCGACCGCCUACCACCACCAUCCAACUUCCUCCGGCUCGACGCAUCCGCCGUCUCCCUCCAGUUCGAGUGGCUCGACCACCCACCCCGCCACUCCUGGGCCUACGCCCCGGACAUCCCGUCCCGCGCGGGCCUCUUCGUGAAAUGCCACCCUUCCUACGCGAUCUACUCCCCGGUCCGGCUCUGCGGCCCUGUGGAUGACGAUCCCCGGCGGAUCAAGAAGUUGUGCGCGUCCGCCCACGACGCCCUGGUCCUCGGCCAACUGGCGUACUACCGCUGGGUCGGGGAGGAACACGACAUCUAUGACAACCCGUUUGCGGAUCUUUGCGUCGUCGUCCUUGCCAAGCGGUCAGGUGGUGGCGCCGGUGAUGACGCCGUAGUAGAGCGCAUCGGAUUCGUCAACCUCGCCCACCGCGUCUGGGACGACGAGUGUGAGCGCAUCAGAGCCGAGACCCCGGACAAGGAGUAUCCCUGUUGCCUCAGACGGCUGGAUUUGAAAAGGACCAGGAUGCGGAUCAGGCUUGGUUAG